AAGGUCCAGCUAAUCAAUGCAGCCAAAGAGACCGAAAGGCGGGACUUAAAGAUGUACAGCGAAUCCUGAGACGAGCCAAUCAUUUGAUUGACGGGACCAUUUUUAACUGUUGAAGUCCUGCCGGAGGUACUUAGCGCGAGAGGAUAACAGCGAAAAUUGGUGUACGCCAUUUUCUUCGAGUAUUACGGUCAGCCAUGUCACUUCGGACCUCUUCCUUCCCCAUCCCAGAAACCCGAUUUUUCAAAGCUGGAAAUUUCAUCUUCAGGUUCAAAAUCCGAGGAGGUACCAGCUACAGCAGAGAGAAAACUAAUGAGAAAGAUGAGGAUUUCAAUCAAGAAAUGGAGGAUAUUAUCAGGACUGUUAUUGGCAACCUGGACAAUCUCCAGCCCUUCUGUACCAAUCAUUACACAAUUUUUCCCUAUAAAAAGUGUCGGGAAGUCAGUAAAAAUAAUCUGCAAGUUUUCCCGCAUACAAUAAUCCUUUAUGUGGAAAAAAAUAUGGAGAAAGAAAAGCCAUCAGAGAAGAGAAAAAAGGAAACGCAGCAUGUCUGCUCCGUUUCUGAUGAGCCUCGGUCAAAGCGCUGUCGGAGAGACUCGCCACUAGAGGAGGCCAUACUCCAGGAUUUAAUUCAGGACAUGGCAGCAGAACACAGUGUGACUGGAAAAGUGGACGCAGGCCGUCAGCAUGAAGGAGAAAAGGUGGAUCCUGUAUUUGAGGAGCACACAAAGACGCAGGACCCAGGACAGCAGGAGGUGACACCAGUGAGGCCAGGGAUUCUCAAAAGGAUGGCCAGGUUGGAGCAACAGCACAAUGAACAAUGCCGUAACCAAAUGGUAUUUUGCACACGUGUUAAAAAAGUAAAAAGUGAACACAGCAAGGUAACACUCAGACCAGUGGAGAUGGUACAGUAGUUAUGUCUAAUUUGUGAAUUUGAUUGACUUUUACACCCUCGGGAGAAGCUAGCUGAUUGUACAGUGGAUGUGCAAGCAAGACGUUGUCAGAGACUACAGAGUGUUGGGGAAAUCCACCUAUUAUAUGCACAGACAUUUCAAUAUUUCUUUGACAUAUCUGCAGAGACAGAUGCCUAAUGUCCUCAGGCACAUGAAGGAUUGACAGGACCAUGUUUGGCAUGAGUCUGCAGUUCA
Molecule: messenger RNA, 1145 nt
Organism: Melanotaenia boesemani (Boeseman's rainbowfish)
Lineage: Eukaryota; Metazoa; Chordata; Actinopteri; Atheriniformes; Melanotaeniidae
Product: membrane-anchored junction protein
Exons: 9
Coding region: 195-911 (238 amino acids)
Biological process (GO): homologous chromosome pairing at meiosis; meiotic attachment of telomere to nuclear envelope
Cellular component (GO): nuclear inner membrane
Molecular function (GO): DNA binding
Source: RefSeq, a predicted model, not a curated record